Anguilla anguilla (European eel) is the source of this 1505-nucleotide messenger RNA. Its product is annotated as zinc finger protein 423-like. Lineage: Eukaryota; Metazoa; Chordata; Actinopteri; Anguilliformes; Anguillidae. Bases 1182 to 1505 code for a protein of 107 amino acids. The transcript has 4 exons. The record is from RefSeq and is a predicted model, not a curated record.
GGGAGAUGAAGGCAACAAACGACUGAUAGGCAGCAAGCGAUGGGAAAUGGGAUGGAAGAGAAAGGAGCUGAAAGCGAAUCCAGUCCGUCUUUUUUCUCGCGCGCUGCAGAGUUCCUCGAAGCUCCGUGUUUUGGCCCCGAUCCGUGCUCCAAGUUAAGCUGUAGUUUCCAUGGCUGACCAUGGUUUGGUGCUGUUGGCUCUCUCUGUCUGCUCAGCCCAGGCUGUGCCGAGCUCCCUGCGGGAUCAGAGCGCUCCCCCGCCGGGACCCUACUCUCACAUCCUCCUGCUGGGACCCGGCUACAUUUCCAGCCAAGCCUGGCUUUAUUAUGUGUGUCUGCACUGCAGCCCCGCCAGCAGUCGGAUUGGGAGGCGGAGGGAAGACCAGAGUCAGGACAAAGAAAAAGGGAGAGAGGGGCUAGCGACCGCAAACAUUUCUGUUUUGAAGGAAAUUAAGAAAAGGGGAUAACAUAAAAAUAAAGUCCCCAAGGGUGAAAAUGCUGGGUGAAAAAGCGAUGCCAGUGCCACCUUCGCUGAAAUAACGGACGGGGAAGGCGGCUCGGUGCAAGUAAGAUCAGGGGGAAAAAUAAUAUAUACGUAGCCUAUAGUUUCGAUAACUGCACAGAGAACAUCGGAACGUCGGCAACAGCAACGCACAGAAAGAAAAAAGAAGAGGAAAAAACGAGUUCGUUUAAACCGAAUUAUAUAAUUGCUUAAUUAAGGUAAUCAGAUUGAGACGCGCCGGCACCCUUUCCCACGGACGAUCAGGUGUUAUCGUAUUGCUGUAAUUUUGGCACCCGCCGCUACUUGCAACUCGGAUUGUCUAUCUGUGAAGCGCUCCACAGCUAGCGACUGUUUGUUAGAGGAACAAAAGAACCGUCUCGUUACGGUCUCAGAAAUCGACAAGUUAUCCCUCUGAAUUCUACAGGUUGAGCUGUAACACCAGAAAAAAGUUGUACUGGGAGAAAUCCGGGGAUAAUUCCGCCCGAUAUCUUUUCCUCGGCUACUCUAUUCAAGUGCCACUGGACAAUACUUACAUAGACUGAAGUUGCCGCAUUGCAACAGGCAAAGAAGUAAAAAAAAAAAAAAAAAAAAACAAGUGUUCGUCUAGGCUACAUGAUCGCAAAUUUGUGAAAAGGGGACAUCAAUUCCUAAAGGGAGAAAAAGACUACAUUAACUCGGCGAUGUCUAGACGAAAGCAGGCCAAACCGCGGUCCGUUAAAGCUGUGGACGAAGGCGAAGUGUCAGAGUUCACAGGGAGCUGGGAGCCCCCGUCCGUACAGACAGAUGUCACUGGGACCGAUAGAGAGGCGGAGCUGAAGGAGCGGAGGGCGGGGCUAGAAGACGGUGACCAAAGUGUGACCAGUCACGAUGACAGAGUGUGCGACGAUGAUCUGGAUGAUGAGUCCAUCUUCACCUGCGACAACUGCCAGCAGGACUUCGACUGCCUGGCUGAGCUGACCGAACACCGCACCCACCACUGUCCUGCGGCUGGUCUCCUCUCCUGA